Molecule: messenger RNA, 1510 nt
Organism: Hippocampus comes (tiger tail seahorse)
Lineage: Eukaryota; Metazoa; Chordata; Actinopteri; Syngnathiformes; Syngnathidae
Gene: c1ql2
Product: complement component 1, q subcomponent-like 2
Exons: 2
Coding region: 1-777 (258 amino acids)
Molecular function (GO): protein binding
Source: RefSeq, a predicted model, not a curated record
AUGGUUUUGCUGGCUCUGGCGAUUGCCGUGCCGCUUCUCCUCCUGCGUCCCUCGGAGACCUCCGCUCAUUACUACGAGAUGAUGGGCACCUGUCGGAUGGUAUGCGACCCUUACAGCGCCAAACCCGGGGGUGGCGCCGUUGUAGAGGAAACCCAGAGCGUCAACGGCAUCGCACCGCUACCACCAAUGGCGCAAGGUAGCCGCGGGGAACCGGGGAGACCGGGAAAACCGGGACUCAGGGGUCCCCCCGGAGAGCCAGGACCCCCUGGCCCCAGGGGGCCACCGGGGGAGCGCGGCGGCAGCAAACUCGCCUUUCCUGCUUUAACCGCGGCAGCGGCAGAGCACAGCGAAACCGACGGUGCCAAUUCUACAAACGGCGGAAGCAGGGUUGCUUUUUACGUCGGUCUUAAGAACCCCCACGAGGGAUACGAGGUGCUUAAGUUUGACGACGUGAUUACAAACUUGGGGAACCUCUACGAUCCGAACACCGGGAAAUUCACCUGCCAAGUGUCCGGGAUCUAUUACUUCACUUAUCAUGUGUUAAUGCGAGGGGGAGACGGAACCAGCAUGUGGGCCGACCUGUGUAAAAAUGGACAGGUCCGAGCCAGUGCCAUAGCUCAGGAUGCGGACCAAAAUUAUGACUACGCCAGCAACAGUGCCGUGCUGCACUUGGACUCGGGCGACGAAGUGUACGUGAAAUUGGACGGCGGCAAAGCUCACGGAGGCAAUAAUAACAAAUACAGCACCUUCUCCGGCUUUAUCUUGUACCCUGACUAAGUCAAAUUGUCAGCAGUUAUUUUCAUGGAAAUAUGUUGUUAUAUUGUGUUUUUGUGUCCUUUGAAGCACAAGGUGAUUAUGUUCAUGUCAGCUGAUGGACAGCUUCCUCAGGAUAGAGGUUGAAUACGAUAUUAGGCUGUGCUGGGUUAACAGUGCGUGAUAUUCCUCCGAAUUCAAACAUCAGUCAAAUAAACUCGUGCAAUCUUGCUAUUGAAACCUGGUCGUAUGUAGGUAGCAACCUUUCAAAUGUUGAUGAACAAAAUGGCGCAAAACAAGCAUCUCAUGCAUCUAUUUAAUUUACAGCACCAAUUGAAUGAACUCUUUCAAGUGCAAUCCGACAAAUCCCAGUCAUAUGAAGCACACAUAAUGACAUGAACAGCCGCACAAAAUAAUACAUCUUCUUGCUAUCAUGAUUUCUUGUUAAGUGUCAAAAGGCAGAUCAUAUUAAUAUGUUUUGCAUUAUCUUAUAAACAAGGAUUUAACACUAUUACUCAUUGUGUUUUAUACAGUUGCAACCUGAGACUAGUGUCUACUUCUGCAAUGGCCAGACCAUCUUUAACCAUGUAAAGCUAAACCUGUGAAAUGAAAAUAUCCGUAGUGAGGUUUAUUGUGUGUGUGUGUGUGUGUGUGUGUGUGUGCGCGCGCGUGUGUGUGUGGUGUGUGUGUUUUCUUACAAAUGCAAGCAUGGCAUCAAUAUCCAAAUUGGAACUAACAGUUACCUAAGGCACACACA